Cajanus cajan (pigeon pea) is the source of this 2144-nucleotide messenger RNA. The record is from RefSeq and is a predicted model, not a curated record. Lineage: Eukaryota; Viridiplantae; Streptophyta; Magnoliopsida; Fabales; Fabaceae.
CCGAGUCCCUAUCACAUUCAACAAACUAGCUAAAGCUGCAGAGUUCUGAUACUAUUUGCAUAACAAGAGCAGAAAUGGCCUUUGCUAUGGUGGGAGAGGCUCUUAUCUCUGCUUCAGUGGAGAUCUUGCUGGAUAGAAUUACUUCUUCAGAGUUUCGAGAUUACUUUGCCAACAGAAAGCUCAAUGUUUCUCUCUUGGAUGAGCUGAAGAUAAAGUUGUUGUCACUCAAUGCUGUGCUGAAUGAUGCUGAGGAAAAACAGAUCACUGAUCUUGCAGUGAGGGCAUGGCUUGAUGAGCUCAAAGAUGCUGUCUUAGAUGCUGAGGACUUGUUGGAUGAAAUCAACACAGAUUCUCUGAGGAGCAAGGUGGAACUAAAGCUGCAGAGUUCUGAUACUAUUUGCAUAACAAGAGCAGAAAUGGCCUUUGCUAUGGUGGGAGAGGCUCUUAUCUCUGCUUCAGUGGAGAUCUUGCUGGAUAGAAUUACUUCUUCAGAGUUUCGAGAUUACUUUGCCAACAGAAAGCUCAAUGUUUCUCUCUUGGAUGAGCUGAAGAUAAAGUUGUUGUCACUCAAUGCUGUGCUGAAUGAUGCUGAGGAAAAACAGAUCACUGAUCUUGCAGUGAGGGCAUGGCUUGAUGAGCUCAAAGAUGCUGUUUUUAAUGGAAAAUUUUCCAAUUCUCCCUUUAAUCAAUUUUAUCGGAGCAUCAAUUCCAAGCUUGAAGCAAUAUCUACAAGGCUAGAACAUUUUGUGAAACAUAAAGAUAUUCUUGGUUUGCAAAGUGUUUCUAGAAGAGUAUCUUCCAGAACAGUUAAAGAUUCAUUGGUUGAAUCUGUUGUUGUUGCAAGGGAAGAUGACAAAGAGAAGCUCCAGAGAAUGCUUUUAUCUGAUGAAGAUGGGAAGAAGAAUCAUAUGGAAGUGCUGACAAUAUUGGGCAUGGGUGGUCUGGGAAAAACAACACUAGCUCAAUGUCUUUAUAAUGAUAAUGCAGUGCAGAAACAUUUUGAUUUGACAAUUUGGGCAUGGGUAUCUGAUGAUUUUGAUGUGUUUAGAGUUACAAAGACAAUUGUUGAAUCUGUCACUUCUAAAAAGAGUGAUAGUACUAAUUUAGAUGCACUUCGGGUUGAAUUGAAAAACAACUUAAGAGAUAAAAAAUUCUUGCUUGUGCUGGAUGACCUUUGGAAUGAAAAAUACAAUGACUGGAAUCAUUUAAUAGCACCUUUUACAAGUGGAAAGAAGGGAAGUAAGAUCAUUGUGACAACCCGACAACAUAGAGUUGCACAAAUAACACAUACAUUUCCCAUAUGUGAGCUGAACCGUCUAACAGAUGAAAAUUGUUGGUGUAUACUUGCAAAACAUGCAUUUGGAAAUGAAGGAUUCAUCAAAUAUCCGAUGCUAGAAGAAAUUGGUAGAAAAAUCGCAAGAAAAUGCGAUGGCCUACCACUAGCAGCUAAAACAUUGGGAGGUCUUUUGAGAUCAAUUGUUGAUGUAGAGGAAUGGAAUAGAAUUUUGAAAAGCAACUUAUGGGCACAUAAUGAUGUUACACCUGCUUUACGCAUAAGUUAUCUUCAUCUUCCGGCACAUUUGAAAAGAUGUUUUGCUUAUUGCUCAAUUUUUCCCAAACAACAUUUGUUGGAUAGGAAGGAAUUGAUUUUGUUAUGGAUGGCUGAAGGCUUUCUUCAACAAAUCCAUGGAGAGAAAUCAUUAGAAUCAGCAGGGGAUGAAUGCUUUAAUGAAUUAUUAUCUAGAUCUUUAAUUGAAAAAGACAAAGCUAUAACAGAGGAAAAGUUUCGAAUGCAUGACCUCACAUAUGAUUUAGCUAGACUAGUAUCGGGAAAAAGUUCUUACAACUUUGAUGGUGAUGAAAUCCCAAGAACUACUCGUCAUUUAGCAUUUCUUAAAGAAUAUUUGGAUGUCUCUAAAAGAUUUGAGGGCUUGUAUGAGCUAAAGUUUGUGCGCACCUUUCUACCACAGUCCCCUUAUCCAUUUGGUGAUUACUUAACCAAAAGGGUAUCACAUGGUUGGCUUCCUAAACUAAGAUGUUUGCGAACACUGUCAUUGUCAGAAUACAGAAAUAUCACUGAGUUGCCUGAUUCGAUUGGAAAUUUGGUGCUUUUACGGUAUCUUGACCUUUCCUCUACUACAAUU